Molecule: messenger RNA, 642 nt
Organism: Protomyces lactucae-debilis
Lineage: Eukaryota; Fungi; Ascomycota; Taphrinomycetes; Taphrinales; Protomycetaceae
Exons: 1
Molecular function (GO): protein binding
Source: RefSeq, a predicted model, not a curated record
AUGUCGAAUAAACACGAUUUGGAAGUCUCCGUCAAGGCGCUGGCAGCCUACGAUGAGGAAGACUAUGCUGCUGCGUUACAACUCUUCAAAAGUAUCACAGCCACGAGUAAGAUCCUCUUCAACAUGGCAAGACUCUUUGCCGACUUGGGACAACAUGUCGAAGCUGUUUCCUUGUUUGAAGCGGCGAUUGCAAAAGAUGCCUAUAUGGCUGUUGCCUUCUUUCAGUGUGGCGUGUCGUACUACCAUCUACGCAAUAUGGAUUCAGCAAUGCGAUCCUUCAAUGAAGCACUCUUCCAUUUACGUGGCAAUAAGUCCAUUGACUAUGAGCAACUUGGAUUGCGGUAUAAGCUCUAUGCCUGUGAAGUCCUUUUCAACCGCGGUCUGUGCUACUUCCAACUCAACCAAGAUCGUGACGGCAUGCAAGAUUUACAAUUCGCUUUGCAAGAGAAGCAAACACCAGCGCAUGAUAUUGUCGACGAAGCUAUUCGAGAUCAAGGCGAAGGCUAUACCGUCUUUUCCGUACCCACAGGAACACUCUACCGACCACUCGACCAAAAAGUACGCAACUUGGCCGUUCGCAACUAUCUCGGUAAAGCACGCUUGGUGGCAGCAACAGAUGAAUCAGACAAUUACACCGGCUUU